CCGACUGGCAGUGCGGCAUCAUUCUCGACCGUACCGUUACAGAAGCAACUUCUAGAACCCCAUUGCAUCAUCAUGAGCGACGCAGUAGCCGAGUCAGCACCCGCUGCACCAGCAGUGGCAUCGCCGAAGAAGGCCCCAGCGGCCAAGAAGACCGGAGCAGCCAAGAAACCGGCGAAGCCCCGCACUCACCCUCCAGCAGCUGAGAUGGUCCUGGCUGCCAUCACCGCACUGAAGGAUAAGAAGGGAUCGUCUCUCCAGGCGAUCAAGAAGUACAUCGCUGCCACCUACAAGGUCGACGUCGACAAGCAAUCGACUUUCAUCAGAAAGUCCCUCAAGUCCGCCGUCGAGAAGAAGACGAUCGUGCAGACCAAGGGAUCGGGAGCAUCCGGUCGCUUCAAGCUCGCCGCCAAGGCAGAGGGUGAGAAGAAGAUCGUAAAGAAACCAGUCGCCAAGAAGCCAGCAGCAGCGAAGAAACCAGCCGGCGAGAAGAAGGCCGCAGCCAAGAAACCGGCUGCUAAGAAGCCAGCCGCCGAGAAGAAAACCGCCGCCGCUAAGAAACCAGCUGCUGCUGCUAAGAAGCCCAAGGCUGCUGCGAAGCCCAAAGCCGCCAAGCCCGCUAAGGCCGCCAAGUCACCGGCAAAGGCUAAGAAGAGCGCAAAGGCUCCAGCUGCCACCAAGCCCAAGGCGCCUAAGCCAAAGAAGGCCGCGGCACCCAAGGCUGCCAAACCAAAAGCCGCAGCCAAGAAGUAAAUUACACAAAUUAAAUCGGCCCUUUUCAGGGCCCACCUGACUCUUUAACCAAACGGCCCUUUUCAGGGCCAUCAA
This is a messenger RNA of Nasonia vitripennis (jewel wasp), 825 nucleotides long. RefSeq names its product histone H1-like. Gene Ontology annotation, molecular function: double-stranded DNA binding; structural constituent of chromatin; nucleosomal DNA binding. NCBI's taxonomy places the organism in Eukaryota, Metazoa, Arthropoda, Insecta, Hymenoptera, Pteromalidae. Bases 73 to 750 code for a protein of 225 amino acids. The record is from RefSeq and is a predicted model, not a curated record. Gene Ontology annotation, cellular component: nucleus; nucleosome. The transcript has a single exon. Gene Ontology annotation, biological process: negative regulation of DNA recombination; nucleosome assembly; chromosome condensation.